UUAGCUGGCUGGGCAACGCGAGGCUACGUUGCUUGGGACGUCACCGGCGGAAGGCUUGUAUUUUUGAAGCAUUGCUGGCAAGUGCCAACGCUGACGAAGGAGGGGGAUACCUUGCUGAAGCUGAAAGGUGUUGAUGUCCCAUUCGUGCUGACGUUGGUCUGCCAUGGUGACGUCGAGAGCCAGACCACAGUAACUCCGGGAUGCUGGGACAAAGAACGAGACGGAGAAGAGAGCACGAUGAAGCCACACACGCACUAUCGCCUCGUAGUGGAGGAGAUCGGUUGUCCCCUCGAUGACUUCAGUAACUCGAGGGAGUUGGUGCAAGUGAUACAUGAAUGUAUCUGUGCGCAUUGUGUCGCCUUCAAUGAUGCACAUAUUCUGCACCGAGAUAUUAGUGUUGGUAAUAUUCUCAUCAUACGAAAAACCAAAGACAGGGUUGUCCUUGGCCAAGGUCUCCUAAAUGAUUGGGACCUGUCUAAGGACACUGAGAUAAAGUCUCCAAGGCAGCGAGAUCGGACUGUGCGUACACUGUCCUUCCCGAUCUUCCAGUAG
Messenger RNA from Gloeophyllum trabeum ATCC 11539, 552 nucleotides. RefSeq lists its product as uncharacterized. Lineage: Eukaryota; Fungi; Basidiomycota; Agaricomycetes; Gloeophyllales; Gloeophyllaceae. Gene Ontology annotation, molecular function: protein kinase activity. The transcript is spliced from 2 exons. The annotation marks the transcript as partial. Gene Ontology annotation, biological process: protein phosphorylation. The record is from RefSeq and is a predicted model, not a curated record.